This is a messenger RNA of Capra hircus (goat), 2637 nucleotides long. RefSeq names its product C-X-C motif chemokine ligand 9 (gene CXCL9). Gene Ontology annotation, molecular function: chemokine activity; CXCR chemokine receptor binding. The transcript has 4 exons. Gene Ontology annotation, cellular component: extracellular region. Bases 76 to 453 code for a protein of 125 amino acids. The record is from RefSeq and is a predicted model, not a curated record. Lineage: Eukaryota; Metazoa; Chordata; Mammalia; Artiodactyla; Bovidae. Gene Ontology annotation, biological process: inflammatory response; cellular response to lipopolysaccharide; antimicrobial humoral immune response mediated by antimicrobial peptide.
GCAUGUUCUCUAAAGACUUUCCAAUAAAGGAGUGACUCACUAGAACAAAUACAGGAGUGAUUUCACUCUACCAAUAUGAAGAAAAGUGCUCCUCUCCUUUUGUGUAUCAUCUUCCUGACUCUGACUGGAGUUCAAGGAAUCCCAGCAAUAAGGAAUGGACGCUGUUCCUGCAUCAACACCAGCCAAGGGAUGAUCCACCCAAAAUCCAUAAAGGACCUUAAACAAUUUGCUCCAAGCCCUACUUGUGAGAAAAUUGAAAUCAUCGCUACAAUGAAGAAUGGGGCUCAAGUCUGCCUAAACCCAGAUUUACCAGAAGUGAAAGAACUGAUUAAAGAGUGGGAGAAACAGGUCAACCAAAAGAAAAAGCAAAGGAAAGGGAAAAAAUAUAAAAAAACCAAGAAAGUUCCAAAAGUUAAAAGAUCUCAACGUCCUUCUCAAAAGAAGACUACAUGAGCUCCCACUUCACCAACCACUAUCUUGUGUUAAAACAGGUUCUUUUUAACUCACUGAAAUAAUUCCUGAAAGGGAUGGCAUCUUAAUACAAAAGCUUGUUGAUCUGACUAGAAAAUUUAAAACAUUAUUGUAUAAUUGUAAUUAAAUCUAGAAAAUUGCUUUUCAAAAUCCAAAUGUGAACAGUUGUUAGAGGCUAUAGUUUGUCUUUGUUCUUCCACCUCCGACCUCUGAAUUUCCUCAUGCUUAAGCCCACAGUCUUAGCAACACCCACAUCUGGACAAAUGUCCUCACAACUACAGCCCACACACAACAGCUGCCUGGGAGAGCAGCUGCAGGCUUCCCAGGCCUCCAGAGAACAUCGUGAGGCCUAGGUCAGCAGGCCCCCAGCCAGGCAGUGUGCUGGCAAGCAAAGCAGUUUGGAGUUGAGCUGGGCCUCGCCAAGCUGCUGUAGCUGUCAGCAUCUCUAUUUGCAUCAGCCUGUGGGCCUCAUAUACAGUGUAUCCGAGAGAUUCAUGCAGGUUAUUUCUCUUGGCGGGGGGAGAAGACCCCUAGCACUUGGCUUUCAGAACCUUCCAUCUGGUGUUGAGGCCGUGUGACUCCAUCUGGCCUGCCCACGCUGACCGCUUCAUUCCUUCCUGUUCCCUUUGCUUCAGUCAAGCCAGCUCCUCAUUCAUCCUCCCACGGUUCAGUGUCCACCCCCUCUACCACACAGGUCACAUCCUGCCUUACCUGGGUCUACAGCUUUCUCACUCUUCCCCCAAUAGCCCAUGGAAAUGUCUCCUUCCCCUCACACGUAUUCGCUUCAUCCAGUCUUCAAGGGUCAUUUUCACCCUGCCUCUGCAACAAAAUCUUUCCACUUGGAUUUUUUUAAGACUCCUAUUUCGCUGGUGUUCAACACCAUACAGGUGAGCACUUCAUUGCUUUCUAUUUUUUCGCUUGUUCAUUUUAAUUCUCCAACCAGAUUGUCAGCUCCUUGAGGGCAGGGGGCACAGUUUAUUUCCCUGAAUCUGCCACCAUGCCUAAUAUACUGUGGAACUAGGUUUUGAAUCAUUUCUUAAUUGCAGAUGUUACAGGUAGGAGGACAAUAGACCGUCUCCUCAAAGCAGGAGGAGUUAACUGGCUACUCCAUGUAGUCUAACCCUGGUAACAUCUUUUAUUCAUUAUCUUCAGGCCGUUAUCACUUCAAGGACUGAGGGUAAUGCAACAUCCUUGUUUCUUUUCUUCUUCUUUGAGUGUGUGUUAAACAGCUUUAAUCUCGGUCAUUGCGGCUUCUCAGCACAGUAAGAAAUAUUGCACAUGUUCAACAUGUCUUGUUCUGGGGAUGCAUCCUCGUUUUAUUGUGACAGGAUGUUAACUUGGCCUCUCCAACGGAUAAGAAGGAAACGUUUAAAUCAUUUGUGGAUAUUCUAAAUGGUUUUAAUUAAAUAUAUAGGACACCUGGAAUCAUAGAAUCUUAACAAUGGAAAGGCACUUUGGAGACCAGCCAGUGUCUAACCUUUCCCCACAGAAAAUAAAAAUUCCUUCAGUACCAUUCCUGACAAGCCUCAGUUUUCCAAGAUCUGACAAGAAAGUCACCAAGAUCCUUUUGAAAACUCAUUUUAGGUAAAUGUGAAUUUCAUUGUCAGUUUAACUGGUUUCCAAGUUUGUGAAUAUUGUGAUUAUCAAUCACCACACCAGCUAUCAUGAAGAGUGUAUUAAGUCACCAGUGCUAGAGGGAGCAGUGAAUCCUGUUAGUGGAGGCAGGGAUAGUGCCCAGUGAGCCUCUGCAGGGCUUGGAAACCCUCUUAAAAAGGACGUUUCAAGCACUGCAUAAGAGAGGAUGUCAGGCCAGGAUUUAACCCCUGUCUUGUUUCUCAAAUGUUGUCGCUCCUUACAAUGCAGAUGAUUUUCAGUGCUGCCCAGUGGCAGUCCCAAACAGCGUCUUAACUAGUCAUGAGACUCUUAGCUCCUUUCAUGUAACUCCCCUGAAAAAUCUAAAUGUUCCAUAAUCUGAGCGUUUGACCCAGUUACCUUGCAUCUUACUGCUAAAGUGGUCAGUAUAUCACUAAUACCCAAAGACUACAUGUUUUGACUAAGUUAGCUAUGACAUAUAUAUAUCAUUUAUAUAUAUACAUAUAUGCUCUAAGCAAAUAUUAAUUCAAAGCAGAAUUGACAUCUAUACUUUGUACUUUGAAAUAUUUUCUU